AUGGAGGAAAUCGAGAACAUAAAAGAAUGGUCAGCCCACAUCACGGGGAAGGUCAAGGAAGCGACCAAAAUCAUAGAAACGGAUGAGCAGGUCGACAAGGUUGACGGCCGCUUCGCGCACUUAUUCGAAGCAAAGCAAUCUAUCCUAAACAGGUGGAAGAAGCAACGACUAAAUCGGCGCCUAAGGAAGAAGGUGGCGGAGCUGAAUCGCGUCAUCGAAGCCCAUUGUCGGCUGCUCUGCACGCAACAGUGGAACGAAAUCUUUAACGCUGCGGACGGGCAGAUGCAUUGCGGCAAAACCUGGAACUUGAUGCGGCAUCUGCUCGACGAGACUAAAACAAAAUCCCACCAACGCGACCGCCUCACAAAGAUCAUUCAGAGAGCAGUCAAGGAAAACGGGGAAACCGAAGUAAUCAGGCGCAUAGAGAGCAAGUACCUUCCGGUUACACCCACGGAAAGGCAUCCCGAGUACGGCAGUCAAGCCAACGAGAAGCUCGACCGCGACAUCAGCGUCGAGGAGGUGCGAGCGGCCCUGCUAGAACUAAACAGCAAGUCGGCGGCGGGCCCGGAUCAAAUGUCGAACAGAGCGCUCAAGAACCUCAGCGAUGUGGCCAUCGAAAACCUCACCGGCAAGCCGCCGAACACAGACAACCUCCGGCCCAUCUCGCUCACGUCCUGCGUGGGCAAGGUGUUGGAGCACGUCCUCAUGUGUAGGUGGCAGGAUUACCUGGAGGAGUCGGGACUAUACCCUAUCACGAUCAUAGGGUUUCGGCGUUCCAUCGGCACCCAAGACACGAUGAUUCUGUUGAAGAAAGAUAUCACUGACGAUGACACCCUAACGAAAGACAAGGCCAUUCUGGGGCUGGACCUGCAGAGCGCCUUCGACAAGGUGAAGCACUCUGCGAUCCUAGCCAAGGUGCCCAGACUCAACAUGGGCGCAAGAGCGUACAAUUACAUCAAGGACUUCCUGACGGAGCGGACUACCGAGCUCUGCGCCGGCGAUCUACGGCUCCAAGCGAAGAGGCUCGGCAGUGUCGGGACCCCCCAGGGCUCGGUCAUCUCGCCGUUGUUAUUCAACCUCGUUAUGAUCGGGUCAGAACUGCUGGUGUUAACACCGAAGUACGUCAGACGUAACAAGAGCGCAGCGAGGGAUUACGAGGCCAUCAAGAUCGUGACGAGGAACGGCCAAGUGAUCCCGGAGGUCGACAAAAUCCGGGUGCUCGGCAUGAUUAUAGACAAGCGACGGGGCAACGGCGAGACCAUUUUCCGCCUUACAGCCAAGAUUACCAACCCAAUAUGGCUCAUCAGACGGGUCGCCAACCGCAAGGCCGGGAUGAAGGAGGAAAGCUUGAUUCGGCUUGUGCACUCCUUCGUAAUCAGCCACGUCACCUACGUUGCAGCCUUCCACAACUGGAUGCAGUGUGAACAGAAUAAGAUCAACGCCCUGAUACGCCGACCUUACAAGGCGGCGCUCGGACUAUUCGAGUGUACGAACACCAACAAGCUCCUGAGCCUGGGGGUACACAAUACCCUCGAGGAAGUUGCGGAAGUGCAACGGACCGUCCAGCUGGAGCGGCUCUCUAUGACCGAAGCCGGCAGGCGCAUACUUUAA
Dermacentor albipictus is the source of this 1611-nucleotide messenger RNA. RefSeq lists its product as uncharacterized. The record is from RefSeq and is a predicted model, not a curated record. Lineage: Eukaryota; Metazoa; Arthropoda; Arachnida; Ixodida; Ixodidae.